Molecule: messenger RNA, 1722 nt
Organism: Acanthisitta chloris (rifleman)
Lineage: Eukaryota; Metazoa; Chordata; Aves; Passeriformes; Acanthisittidae
Gene: DDX41
Product: DEAD (Asp-Glu-Ala-Asp) box polypeptide 41
Biological process (GO): mRNA splicing, via spliceosome
Cellular component (GO): spliceosomal complex
Molecular function (GO): RNA binding; ATP binding; RNA helicase activity
Source: RefSeq, a predicted model, not a curated record
AAGCUGCUGCAGAUGCGGCGGAAGGGGGUGUCGGAGGAGGAGCAGCGGGAAGAAAAAAAAGGCGACGAGGAUGACAUCCCACUGGGGCCUCAGUCUAACAUCAGCCUCCUGGACCAGCACCAGCACCUCAAGGAGAAGGCGGAGGCUCGGAAGGAGUCAGCCAAGGAGAAGCAGUUGAAGGAGGAAGAAAAGAUCCUUGAGAGUGUGGCAGAGGGCCGAGCUUUGAUGUCAGUGAAGGAGAUGGCCAAGGGCAUCACCUAUGAUGACCCAAUUAAAACCAGCUGGAGAGCUCCUCGGUACAUCCUGGGCAUGUCGGAGGCUCGACACGACCGUGUGCGCAAGAAAUACCACAUCCUGGUGGAGGGGGAGGGCAUCCCACCCCCCAUCAAGAGCUUCAAGGAGAUGAAGUUCCCAGCAGCUAUCCUGAGGGGCCUGAAGAAAAAAGGAAUCCAGCAGCCAACACCUAUCCAGAUCCAAGGCAUCCCCACGAUCCUCUCAGGAAGAGACAUGAUUGGCAUUGCAUUCACUGGCUCUGGGAAGACCUUGGUGUUCACCCUCCCUGUGAUCAUGUUCUGCCUGGAGCAGGAGAAGCGGCUGCCGUUCUCCAAGCGAGAGGGACCCUAUGGACUCAUCAUCUGUCCCUCGAGGGAGCUGGCCCGGCAGACCCACGGCAUCCUGGAGUACUACUGCCGCCUGCUGCAGGAGGAUGGGCUGCCCCCGCUGCGCUGUGCCCUCUGCAUCGGGGGAAUGUCUGUCAAGGAGCAGAUGGAGACCAUCAAACAUGGGGUACACAUGAUGGUGGCAACCCCAGGGCGCCUGAUGGACCUGCUGCAGAAGAAGAUGGUGAGCCUGGACAUCUGCAGGUACUUAGCCUUGGAUGAGGCUGACAGGAUGAUUGAUAUGGGCUUCGAGGGGGACAUCCGUACCAUCUUCUCCUACUUCAAGGGUCAGCGGCAAACCCUCCUCUUCAGUGCCACAAUGCCCAAGAAGAUCCAGAACUUUGCCAAGAGUGCCCUGGUGAAGCCUAUCACCAUUAACGUUGGGCGAGCAGGUGCUGCGAGCCUGGAUGUUGUGCAGGAGGUGGAGUAUGUGAAAGAGGAGGCCAAGAUGGUGUACCUGCUGGAGUGCCUGCAGAAGACCCCUCCACCUGUGCUGAUCUUCGCAGAGAAGAAGGCAGAUGUCGAUGCAAUCCAUGAGUACCUGCUGCUCAAGGGUGUGGAAGCUGUGGCCAUCCAUGGAGGGAAAGGUGAGUGAGGGUCCCAUGGAAGCCUGGGCCAUGGUGCCUUCCGGGAUGGGAAGAAAGAUGUCCUCGUUGCCACUGAUGUUGCUUCCAAGGGCCUGGACUUCCCAGCCAUCCAGCACGUCAUCAACUACGACAUGCCAGAGGAGAUUGAGAACUAUGUUCACCGGAUUGGGCGUACAGGUCGCUCAGGCAACACUGGUAUUGCCACCACCUUCAUCAACAAGGCCUGUGAUGAGUCGGUGCUGAUGGACCUGAAGGCUCUGCUCCUGGAGGCCAAGCAGAAAGUGCCACCUGUGCUCCAGGUGCUGCACUGUGGGGACGAGACCAUGCUGGAGAUUGGAGGUGAGCGGGGCUGUGCCUUCUGCGGUGGCCUGGGCCAUCGCAUCACCGACUGCCCCAAGCUGGAGGCCAUGCAGACCAAGCAAGUCAGCAACAUCGGCCGCAAGGACUACCUGGCCCACAGCUCUAUGGACUUCUAG